AUGGCCUCGAAUUCCAAACCGCAGUGAGUAGAUUUUUGCAUUCUUCGUUCAGUGAAUUACGGCUAAAGAAACAAAACGAUUUGUUGUGUAAAAACAAUGUUGUUCCCGAUUAUUUCCUUCUUGUCGAAGAUUUUCCCAUCCUGGUUAAAUUUAUUCACAGAUCUUGGUUACUCGCACUACGCUUCAUUUUGCGGGAAUUUAAUUCACGCACUAUUUCCCGCAGAAGCUAAGUUGUGUGAGAUUUUAAAGAAAAGACAACAAAACAAAUUAACAGAAACAUGUAAACGACUAUGUUUACCAAAUAAGUGCCUCUGACGGCAAAAUGUUUGCUAUAUUAAGCAGGUCCUACAGAGUAGCGAGUUUAUAACUUUACACACACUUGGCUUGGCCAGCCGACGUCCAAGACUUUGCGGCUGUAAACGAUAGAUUCAAAUUAUUUUCUAGAAGUGAUUUCCGCAUAUAGUACAACAUUCAAGGUUUGCUUUUAUUUUCUUGUAGCUGUGCACGUAUAUUAAAAAAAUGUAUAUGUCGCUUAUUUUUGUCGGCAGGAUUAUGAACUGGACGGAGGAACAUGAUGUGGUUUUUUGCCGAGAAAUAAUCUUUGUAAACCCAUUCAGUGCAAAGAAGAAAUCCGUUCAGCGAAGUGCCUUGUGGCAAAGAGUGGCGGAUACCCUAAACAGCAUUAAAGAUCCUGUUUUUUUUUUUUUUUUGUGGAUAAAAGCUCAGUUCGAGACCAUAUCGGGGUUUUGGUGCAAAGAUUUAAAAGAAAAGAGACCAAGGAAUUGAAGGAAAGUGGUAUAAGCCCUACGAAAACUGAAUUAGAUGAAGCUAUAGAACAAGUUAUUGCCAUGGAAGAGUCUGCCGAUGAGCAGCACCAUUUGGAAGAUGGCGAAAAGAGGGACAAGAUGGAAGGAGACAGGCUGAAAGCAGAAGAGAUGCGCAGAACUGCUAUGGAGACAUUAGCGAAAACACAGAAGAGAAAGUCCGUGGAGGGGCAGAGCAAAGCGAAAAAAAGCAGAAGAAGUGGUAGCGAAGCGUUAGAGUUUCUUAAACUAAAGGCGGAGCAAGACAUGGAUAUUAAGAAGCAAGAAUUGGAUUUGAGAAAACAGGAGCAAGAGAAGAUGGCUAUAGCCCAAAAUCAGCAAACUUAUAUGUUCAACCAAAUGUUAAAACAACAACAGGAACAGCAUUAA
This is a messenger RNA of Porites lobata, 1193 nucleotides long. Lineage: Eukaryota; Metazoa; Cnidaria; Anthozoa; Scleractinia; Poritidae. The record is from the annotation of a GenBank genome assembly.